Molecule: messenger RNA, 721 nt
Organism: Fragaria vesca subsp. vesca
Lineage: Eukaryota; Viridiplantae; Streptophyta; Magnoliopsida; Rosales; Rosaceae
Product: ubiquitin-conjugating enzyme E2 36-like
Exons: 8
Coding region: 134-595 (153 amino acids)
Biological process (GO): protein K63-linked ubiquitination; DNA damage tolerance
Cellular component (GO): nucleus
Molecular function (GO): ubiquitin conjugating enzyme activity
Source: RefSeq, a predicted model, not a curated record
AUGGAGGAAAGUUGAAGUUGAAAACCAUUACCUGAUUCCCGUCCUCUUCCAUCAUUUUGGGUUUGUGUUUUUCUUCUCUGUCUUCUGAUUCCGUCUCUCUGAGUCCCUCGAGGAGAAUAGAAGAGUCUUCUUCAUGGCGAAUAGCAAUCUCCCUCGACGAAUCAUCAAGGAGACGCAGAGGCUGCUCAGCGAACCAGCUCCGGGAAUUAGUGCUUCUCCUUCAGAAGAAAACAUGCGCUACUUUAAUGUAAUGAUUCUUGGUCCAGCUCAGUCUCCAUAUGAAGGUGGGGUUUUCAAGUUGGAGUUGUUUUUGCCUGAAGAAUAUCCAAUGGCACCUCCCAAGGUUCGCUUCCUGACCAAAAUAUAUCAUCCUAACAUUGAUAAGCUUGGGAGGAUAUGCCUUGAUAUUCUGAAAGACAAAUGGAGCCCAGCCCUCCAAAUCCGAACAGUAUUGCUGAGCAUCCAAGCACUUCUGAGUGCUCCAAACCCUGAUGACCCACUUUCUGAGAACAUUGCAAAGCACUGGAAGUCAAAUGAAACCGAAGCUGUUGAGACAGCCAAGGAGUGGACCCGCUUAUAUGGAAGUGGUGAAUAAUUUGCUCAAUUUUUUUUUUCUAUUGUAUGUUAAACCCCUUUCUUAGAUUAUACACUCAAAAACAGGAAUAUUUUCUGGUCCUUCAUGUUUGUUGAUAAUCACUUCCAUUGCUCUAUGAUCAUUUUC